Molecule: messenger RNA, 1273 nt
Organism: Lolium rigidum
Lineage: Eukaryota; Viridiplantae; Streptophyta; Magnoliopsida; Poales; Poaceae
Product: TLC domain-containing protein 4-B-like
Exons: 9
Coding region: 246-1046 (266 amino acids)
Biological process (GO): lipid homeostasis
Cellular component (GO): endoplasmic reticulum; membrane
Source: RefSeq, a predicted model, not a curated record
UCCUACCACAACUCCCUCUCGACCCUCGUGCGUUCUUAAAACCCCAAGACUCGGAAGCACAAAGAAACUCUCCGGAAGAGGAGAGAAGCGAAGCGACGACGCCAUCGCGCGAGUCCCAACCGGAUACCAUCCAGGGGUGCAGGGUUUCUGGGAGGCAUAUCGAUCGACGACCAGCGCGUAAUCUCGGAGAUUCGUAGUUUCUCGUUCCAGAUUCUUCCGCCCUUCGUCGCUGAUUGACCGGAAAGAUGGAUUGGAGUAUCGGGCCCGAGGAGCAGGUUCUUUGGCCGGCGUCGGUUCUCGCCGGCGUCGUCAUGUGCGGCGCGGUUUAUGAGACAACUCGCCAGAUUAGCUCUCGCUGCUUCAAGUGCUAUGAUGGGUUAAGUCCAAUGCAAAAGGUUGAGUGGAAUAACAGGGGCUUCUCAACGUUCCAUGCAUUGGUUGCUGCUGCCGUGUCUUUUUACGUAGUCAUGGUAUCAGGCCUCUUCAGUGAAGAUAUCAAUAAUAGCAUACUCAUUGGUAGAAAAUCAUGGUUAUCUGAUUCCAUGUUUGGGGUCUCGAUUGGUUACUUCUUGACAGACUUGGCGAUGAUCCUAUGGUACUUUCCUUCUUUAGGUGGAAAGGAAUUUCUCCUCCAUCAUGGACUUUCCAUGUAUGCCAUCGGUCUUGCUUUGUUCAGUGGAAAAGCACACAUGUACAUUCUUAUGGUCCUCUUCACUGAAGCUACCACUCCCUUUGUGAACCUUAGAUGGUAUCUGGAUGUUGCUGGUCAGAAGACUCACAGGCUCUACUUAUGCAACGGACUGGCUCUGUUUGUCGGGUGGCUGGUUGCUCGGAUAAUCUUGUUCGUAUAUUUCUUCAGUCACAUGUACUUCCACUUUGAUCAGGUGAAGUCCAUCUUCGCCCUGGGAUUCUACAGCAUAAUGACGGUGCCACCUACCAUCGCCGCGAUGAACGUGUUUUGGUUCUGGAAGAUAUCCAAGGGGAUGGUGAAAACCCUCUGCAAGAGCAAGAGCAAGGCGCUUAACGGAAACGGGAAGACGGACUAGAACUCUAGAAGAGAGGAUGCAGUGAUUCUAACACUUUUUUUUCUUUAGAUCAGAGAUUGUUUCUCGUAGAUAGUUAAACUGUUGAAGGUUGCGAAAAUCUCUAGAGUCUUGGUAUUUGAUUGCUUUAUUUUCUCUGAAAUGCGUCCGUUCUUGUGACAACUGAAUCAGUACCAAGAGUUGGAAACUGAUUAUGACAGAUGAUCGCUGAAUCUAUUCCUGUUCACUUU